AUGGAAGACAGUAGGAGGAGGAGAGAUACAUGCUUAGAUAGUGCUGAAAGGGCUGCACAUGCAUUUUGCAUAAAGAAAAGCAAGUGGUCACGUGAUCCAAAGCCCAUGAAACGUACCCACUACUACCCAUUAGUAUUUACCCAAGCUUCAGGAGAAAGCAUAUUGGGGUCAUUGGAUUUGCUUGGCAUUGGGAUCGGUCUUAACAAGACAUUCUGGGAACGUAGGUGUGAGAUUGUGAGACUGUCAAUGAAUUUUCCCCUUCCACCUCCUGUAGGAGGACCAGGACCCAAUUGUUCUUGGGCCUACGGGAUCAUUACAGGCCAAGGAAGAACGCGAGACAGCAAAAGUUCCAAUCGCAAGCAAGGGCGAUUUCAAUCGGCAGACUGCAUUCUUAAAAUCUCUGUGCUUUUCCGCAAGGAAUCUACCAAUGGGAAUAAAGAAAAGGAGACAAACACUGUUUCAGAAUUCAGGACCAAAGAUGAAGCACCGGACAGGGGUGAGAUGGAUAGAACUCCUAACCUGCCUCCACAAGCUCUCUAA
Messenger RNA from Dovyalis caffra, 540 nucleotides. The record is from the annotation of a GenBank genome assembly. NCBI's taxonomy places the organism in Eukaryota, Viridiplantae, Streptophyta, Magnoliopsida, Malpighiales, Salicaceae.